AUGGACUGGUUGACGGUCGGCGCGUUGAACGUGGAACCGCUGCUACCUAAUCGGGCAGCGGAGGUGGUUGUGCGAGAUGCCUGUGGGCUGAGUGUCGAGCUGAGGCUGCUAGCGGAGUGCCGACAACGGCAAGCAUUGCUAAUCGGGGGCACGAUGGUUGAUGUGAGAAAGAUGACAGGAAUGUUUAAUGGCGGAUGGCUGAAGGCUGGUUGCAGAGGAUCGACCGAAGACAUCUCUGUGCAUGACAUGGCUAACCCUUGCACGACUGUAUUUCCCAGCAUUUUGCGGCCAAAGGCAGCGGUUGGAAGCCAUGGCGAUGUACUGGCCGAUUUCUGCUCAAUGGUUGUCGAGCUGCUUGGACACGCGGACAUAAGGUCGUAG
Molecule: messenger RNA, 381 nt
Organism: Striga asiatica
Lineage: Eukaryota; Viridiplantae; Streptophyta; Magnoliopsida; Lamiales; Orobanchaceae
Source: the annotation of a GenBank genome assembly